Messenger RNA from Schistosoma margrebowiei, 3021 nucleotides. The record is from the annotation of a GenBank genome assembly. Lineage: Eukaryota; Metazoa; Platyhelminthes; Trematoda; Strigeidida; Schistosomatidae.
GUUCGCUACUGUUCGCUGCUGCUGCUUGCUUGCUUGCUCGCUCGUUUCUGGUUGUAUGCAGAAUAUAUUUUCCAUACCAAGCCUGGACUUCUCCUUCUAGUUAGCGGGGCUGGGACGUGUCAAUAGUUAGAUUACUGGUCUUUGGUCAUUGAGUAUUGUUCUCGUUCGCAGUCUAAGUGAACCCGUGAAGCUUCAAACUUACAAUUUGGCGACGGUGAUUGCGGAAAUAUGGAUCCAUCUAAACUUGAAUUAUUACUCGAGCAGCAGAUGAAACUUAUUCAAAUGUUAGCAGAUGCAAAGCUUACAUCUAAUUCUCAACCAAGCAGUUCUAAUCCUAUUACUACUGCACCGUCAGUUGAUGGUAUUGCUAACAGUAUCUCCGAGUUUCAUUACGAUCCAGAAUCCAAUGUCACGUUUGAUAUGUGGUUUCGACGUUACGAAGACUUAUUCAAAUUUGACUUUGCCAACCAGGAUGAUGCUUGGAAGGUCCGCUUGCUGCUUCGAAAGUUGGGUCCUAGUGAACUAGACAAGUAUUGCAAUCUAAUUCUGCCUUUAAACCCACGCGAUCGUUCAUUCUCCGACACUGUCCAGUCAUUGAGCCAACAAUUCGGAGACAACUCCUCACUAUUCAAUGCGCGCUAUCGAUGUUUGAAGCUCACUAUGAACGAAGAUGAUGAUUUUCUCACACAUGUGGGUAUUGUCAACCGAGAAUGUGAACGUUUCCGAUUGAAGUCGCUUACUGAAGAUCAAUUUAAAGCACUCAUUCUCAUCUGCAGCCUUCAAUCGCAGAAGUUCAGUGACAUUAGAACACGUUUGCUAAGUCGAUUGGACCAAGACCCAAAACUAACUCUUAAUGAUAUUGCAAAUGAAUAUCAACGUCUAAUCAAUCUAUAGCGUGAUACUACAAUGGUCCAGCGUGGUGGUUCAAAUCGUACCGAAGUUCAUGUAGUCCAACAACCACUCAACUCGCAUAAAUCUGCCCCAGCUACAUCUAGUUCAGGUCGACAGACAAAAACAAAUCCUCCUGCUCCAUGCUGGCACUGCGGUGCAUGGCAUUUUGUUCGAUACUGUCCAUAUAAGCAACAUCGGUGCAGGAAAUGUAAUGUGGUGGGUCAUAAAGAUGGUUUUUGUCGAAAAAAGAAGCCGAGCAACUCCAGAGGUACCAGAAAACCUACGCCUAGAUCCAACACGAAUUCGUUGAGUCUAAUAGCAAGCUGUGAGAACUCAACCCCAGUUGAGAGGAAAUUUAUUACCCUUAAUAUUAAUGGGCACCCGCUUAGAUCGCAAAUAGACACUGCAUCUGAUGUAACGAUUCUCUCACGAAAAUUUUGGAUCAGAAUGGGAAGGCCACGCCUGGUGCCGACAACACAAAAACCGCGAACCGCAUGUGGUAAUUAUCUACGUUUGUUGGGACAACUAGAUUGUAAAGUGUCUUUUCAUGAUUCGACGUUUACCGGGUUAUGUUACAUCACACCAGCUAAUCUUAAUCUACUUGGGUUAGACUGGUAUGACCAGCUACAUUUAGCUGACGUUCCGUUAAGCACCGUAUGCCAUCUGGUUGAACAACCUCAUGAACCUGAAGCAUAUUCGAAAGAACCAAUGACGGAGUUUUCGACCAGCGAACAUCAUACGGCCGGCGAAGAUGCAGUUAUUGCCUCCCUAUUGACAGAGGACCGCGCACAGUGUCAGCAAGCAGCCAAGUGUAACGCGAAAAUACUGCCGGUCCCAUGGCCACAGCCUGAGUAUCCCUGGUCCAGGAUACAUGUCGAUUUCGCAGGUCCAAUUAAUGGAAUUACCUAUCUAGUCGUUGUUGACGCCUUUUCGAAAUGGCCAGAAAUCGUUCCCGUCAUACCACCAACGACAACUCAAACGAUACAACUUUUGACAGAGAUGUUCUCUCGCAACGGAUUACCGGAUAUAAUUGUUUCCGAUAAUGGUUCGCAAUUCACUUCAAGUCAAUUUCAAGAAUUUUGCAAACGCCUAUCGAUCAAGCAUUUCCGCUCUCCACCUUAUCACCCACAGUCAAAUGGACAAGCAGAAAGAUUUGUAGAUACAUUCAAGAGAGCUCUAAUGAAGUCGAAAGGGGAGGGGACGACAGUAGAAACACUGCAGAAUUUCUUGUUUGUUUACCGAACAACACCUAAUGAUAUGCUACCACAGCAGAAGUCCCCGGCAGAGAUCCUGAUGGGAAGGAAAUUGAGGACGAUCCACAGUCUCAUGUGCCCAAGAACCACACCACCACCAUCCCAUACCAAAUCUCAGAAGCUUCCAGCGUACGAGGUUGGAUGCCCUGUGUUCGCUCGAGACUACAGAGCAAAUCAUGGUCCUUGGAUCGAAGCACGUGUGGUUGGAAGACUAGGUCAAGUUAUGUACGAGGUAAAGGUGGGAAGAGACACGUGGACUAGACACCGAAACCAACUACGUAAGCGGAUUGCCCCAGACCACCCAUCAAAUGGAGUAAAUCUUCCCCUCGACAUCUUGCUUGAUACUUUCAACUUACCUGCAGCCCCAUCACAAGAAGCUCGACAGCAAGCUGAUCCCCGUCCCAGAAGGUGGCCUCUCCGUCAGCGGCGAACUACAGUCAAAAUGCAAGUCGACCCCAGAAAAGCACGCUAUUAAAAAGGGGAGGAGUGUUGGGACGGUAUAUUCCCAAAAUUCAUAUUUGUAAUUUUAUCAUAUCGAUUGACUCAUCGAUUAAAUAUUUGGAAGGAAGUCACAUGAUGAACUUAUCGACUAAAUAUUCGAAUGCCUGUCGAGUGAUGAACUGAAUGAGUCAUGUUUAAAAAUAACAUUUAAUAUGACAAUAUCGAUUUUAUAUAUUUAUAUAUAUACGUUUAAUUUGGGUCUGUUCGUUCGCUACUGUUCGCUGCUGCUGCUUGCUUGCUUGCUCGCUCGUUUCUGGUUGUAUGCAGAAUAUAUUUUCCAUACCAAGCCUGGACUUCUCCUUCUAGUUAGCGGGGCUGGGACGCGUCAAUAGUUAGAUUACUGGUCUUUGGUCAUUGAGUAUUGUUCUCGUUCGCA